Molecule: messenger RNA, 4854 nt
Organism: Babesia bigemina
Lineage: Eukaryota; Apicomplexa; Aconoidasida; Piroplasmida; Babesiidae
Product: bromodomain containing protein, putative
Exons: 1
Coding region: 1-4854 (1617 amino acids)
Biological process (GO): transcription initiation at RNA polymerase II promoter
Cellular component (GO): transcription factor TFIID complex
Molecular function (GO): chromatin binding; transcription cis-regulatory region binding; protein binding
Source: RefSeq, a predicted model, not a curated record
AUGGCGGCAUACGAGCUGCAUUCACAGGAUGUGUCCGUGGCGCUGGAUUUCGCUCGCUGCACGCUUUGCGGCUCGACGCAGCUCUCCUUCGUGCGCCGCGACGAGGGCCUGCCGCCGGCCAGCGUUUCCGGCGGACCGUUCAUCCUUCCCAUAUCGGUGCCGGCCAUUGCGCACGCGGACUACAAGCGAGUGGUCGUAAACGGUAUAGGUGCGGAUUUCCAGCUUGCGAAGACGCUGGACCCUACGAGCAAUGCGAGCCUGGUCAACCAAUCAUGUCGCAACGUGGACCUGCUGAGCCUCGACGGGAUGCAUGUGGCUGCGCAGCAGAUAUGCGCGUCCCUGCUAUACGUAGAACUCAGCGAGGUCCCAGCGAAGCUCAAAGUGGACAUACAGUUCGAGUACAUGCAGCUGCGGAGCGCCACCGACGACCUCUACUUCCACAGCUACUGGCUGCUGCCGCGCUGCUCCACGAGCUACCACGAGUACGCGGUGCUGUGCUCGAGUCCGAAGAGCGACAGGUGGUUCCCGACAGUGUCCUUCAGCGACACCAUAAGCAUGGCGAGCAGCUGUGUCUAUCGCAUCGAGGUGGUGGUGCCCAGCGGCUUCAGCGUGAUCUGCGGUUUGCCGCUAUGCGAAGAAACGACUGUCGGCGACGGGGUUGAAAUGGCUGCUAAAACCACCACGUUCCAGUUUAAGUGGGAGUCGAGCAGCAGCCUCGGCGUGUUCCCGCGGAAUAGCUUCGGAUUGUUCGCCGGAGAGUUCGAGUUCUGGGAUGGCAACCGGCUGCAGGAAACCCAUGAGGUGUCGGAAGAACGGCCUCACAAGUCGCUCGAUGACGAAGAUUGCGUGGAGGCUUUCUUGCAGGCAGCGCAGCACAAGCUCUGCCACAAGGUGCCGAUUACGUACGUCACCUUGAAAGGCUACGGGUUCCUGCUGGAGCCAAGCAACAUCGCGACCGCCCAGUGUGUGGACACUUACCGCCGAGUGCUCGACUUCGAAGCGCCGGACAGCUUCUUCAUGCUGUUCCUCCCUGGGCAGCCCUUCCCGGUGCCCGGCAAUAUCUCCGCCAACAUCCGGACCCAAAAUUUCAUCGACAUCAAACGGUGCACGGCGUUCACGGGCUCGGAGAACCACCUUUACACGAGUUUCAUCGAGCCACUCGCCAACUACUACCACGGCAUGUACUACCCCAGCGGCGCCAACAUGAUCGUCUACUCGAUCGACGUGCUCCACAGCUACAGCGACAUCGACCACGACUUCAGGAGCCUCGACUGCAGGAUCGCCAUCGCGUACGGCCUGGCGACGCUGUUCACGCUCAAGCGUUGGGUGAACCCCUCGCGGGACAUGCACCUCGACGUCAUGCUGCAGUCGUACCUCGUCGACCAGUUCGUGAAGCGCAACAUGGGCUUUAACGAGUACAAGGUGCGAAUGUGGGCCAGGCGUGAAUUGUUCGCGACAAUAACCGAAAUUUACGGCGACUAUCACCCCCUAUGUCAACGCAAGGGCAGCUCGGCCUCAGUGCCAAUCCUGAUGGCCGACCGAGCCUUCGUCCUCAAGUGCCACCUGCUUCCCGCUAUCCUGGAGGCGCUCUUCGUCUCGGCGAAUUUCCUACCGGACAACUUCCUCGUUCAGUCGCUGCGUCGGCGGGUGGUCAUCUUCAGCAAGGUCGGCGACGACGAUUUGCGUGCCGACGCCAACUGUGCGCGGCGAGGUGAAGACGACGAUGCGAUCACCACGUGUAGCAACGGGGCGGUAUUCUGGGACACGCUGCGCGACGAGAUGGUGCGGAGGUACAUCAACUCGUGGAAUGCGCGGCCGCCAAACAGGCUUGUGGUCGAAAACCAGCUGGACCCCAACUGCAAACUCGAAGACAUCCUGAGACGGGGUGUUGACCACGACCAUCUGAGCGCCAUCAUGAAGCAGUACAACAGCAUCGUGAGCUCAUUUCUGCACGGCACGGGGUGCCCGCAGAUCAACGUGAGCUUCUCCCUCCAACUGCAGCGCAAGGGUACCUCCAUGGACCACCUCAAUUUCAGGAUCGACAUCAAGCCCCUGCAGCCGCCAAUCGACGUUCACAAAGAUGGGAGGACGGCGUACACAGUUGCCAUGGGUUCGCAGUUGGCAGCGCGCAAUCUCAUGACAACGUACGGCAAGCUGGCGCGUAUCCUGCAGCUGGACGACCACACGGAGGAGCACUCCGGCGGCCACGCGGGACAGGUGCUCGAACGUGUGGCGCAGAUCUACAACAUCUGUAAGAGCGGUUACUGCCCAAGCGUUCCGCACGCAUUCGACUUCGUUGAUAUCGCAAACUCCACUCCCAUACCCGGGUCCUCCGAGGCCGGCAUCCUACGGAGAAACAUGGGUCUGCUGCAAAUAUGGCACGACCCGGUCGACCUGGUUGGACGAGACGGAAACUUCUUAAUGGGGUUCGGCUACAUUGGCCCAUUCCCGUAUGCGUUUUGCCUCGGCAACGGCCCCAUCUACGACUGCCUGGAUGUCCUGAAAAAGCACUGUGAUGUGAACAACAUCAUCGACAGCUAUGUGGACAACGGAGGCACCUACUGCGGAUCGUAUGUCUACAAGAACGGCUACGAGCUGCUGCUGGGGCGGGCCAGCCUCCCCGUUGCGUCGAACGGCGGGAUGCCAUAUUGGCAAAUCAUCCAUCAGCAGGCACUCAUGAACGGGCAAACGGAGCCCGUUCCGAUGUCUGCGGGCCUAUCCAAGCAGUGGGUUGCGCAGGUGAAGGUGGAUAUCGUGGAGGACGACGGCGUCCGCGAGAACGUGAAGUUGGUCGGGGACAUGGUGCCAACCAGCUACAAGGUAAACCCCAGGGCCGAACGAGGACGCAAGAAGGUUGCCAUGAAGGGCACCUCCGAAAAGGACGUAGACGACGUCAUAGACGACAGCAACCGCAAGAACACGUACGUCGGGCACUACAGCGACAGCGAUCGCACGGUUAUCGAGUGGAUGAAAAUGCUCUACCUCGGCAUCCAUCCGGAACUGGCGCAACUGGACAACCGCUCAGUCGUUGCGAAAAUAUGCAGCAAGAGCCGCGUCCCAAUGCUCUGGACGAGCGUCGACAGCGGAUUCAGGCUCAUUGGGAGGAUCCGCAGGUGCCAGAGCGGCAGCAUGUGGGAGCAGCAGCUGCUUAGCGACAACAACAUAUACGGCCAGAUAGACGCGGCCGCGGCCAUGGGCUCGCUUGGGAGGAGCGUAAAUUACGCAAGCUGCGACAGCCCUGUGGUUAAACUGGCCGUCUCGAAAAUCGAAAUGCUGGUGCGGCGCCAUCACGUGCACCCGGUAGUGCGUGCACGCUGUCUGUACAGCCUGGUGUGUCUGCACAACCGAGACCCCCGAAUACAGGAGGCAGUGCAGCAGGUGUUCUCGAAUUACCUCAGCUCAUUCUCGCUGAACAACACCGGCGCGAACUACUGGCACCCCAGCGAAUCGCGGUUCAUGCUGGAUUUCUUCAAGGCGUUAGCUCUAUUGCGCGACCGCUGGGGUUCGUCGCCUCAAAUGGCGGUGGACAUGCUAGCGAAGGUGUUGGAGGGCAUGAACGGCGUGAACUACCUGGUGCACGCGACGAACAUCGUAGACUGCUGCUCGUACCUGGCCAUUCCGCCUUGUGCGCUAAGGCAUACGUCGGAGGGCUCCUCUACGUGUCUGGAGAUCAGACGACUCUGGCAGCUGCUGUGGCACCUCUUCAGGCUCGAUGCCAUCCCCGGAAGUGGAAGCUGCAACAGGAUGCUCACGGCCGCCUUCCUCAGGUGCUUGAGCAGGCAGCCGAUAAUGCUGGAGCUGUGCUUCAACAAAUUCGCGCAGGAUAAGGACAUUGGCUUCGCGUUUGACUUCCACACGUUCAUUCCGCUUAGGCAGAACAUAUUGAGGUCCGAGCAAGCUGCUUUCGAGCUGGGUCAGACGUACCAUUCGAGCCACGUCCACAUCGCCGCCAUCGAGUCCCUUCUGAGGGUCCUCAUGACGUCCGCUUACAUCAUAUCCGACGAAGAGGAUAUGGAGGAUGACAGCCCCCAUUGUUGCAUGAGGAUGCUGAAAGUGGAUUACGAAACCCAGGUAAAGCGGAUUGGGCAGUUUGCCGGAAUCUAUGAGGCAGCUCGCUGCAGCAGGCGCUUGUGCGAACGUUUCACCGAGGCGGAGCUGAAGAUUCACACGUGGGAUGCAUUCGCUCGAGUGAUUGACGAACUGGCACAGCUGCACCCAGUGCUCUUCAUAGACUUGGAGGGUCCGUACGCCAAGCAAACGCGAGACCUGCUAUACGACCUGCUGAGACCAUGUGCGAUGUCGUCACAAACGUUCCAAGUGCAGAUAUACAUCAGGAUCAGGCGGGCUAUAAUGCUGCUAUUCGGCAAAGGUUUCGCAUGGGAGGGCGACGUGGUGCCGAAUGAGCAGCUGGUGUCACAACAUAUUGACCUGCUCACGAGCGGACUCAGCCUACCACGUAUCGCCGCAUUCAGACGCAUUCACGGCGAUGGAGCGAGCGGCGGCAGCUCCGACUGGCUGCAAGUGGCUGUGGAAGCGAUUGAGGCGCUGAAAGAGUUGCCCCAGGCGCGCUGGUUCAUCAACGACCCUGAGCAGUCAUACGUUGGCUACAGGUCGCUGGUCGGUCACCCGAUGUGGCUCACCAAAAUAGCGAACAAGGCGCUCUCGGGUUAUUAUUCGAUGCCAAUGCAGUUCAAGGCGGACAUGGCGCUCGUAUUCAAGAAUGCUAAAUCAGUCAACAAGGCUGACACGCUGCCGUAUGCAGACGCGUUGUUCGUCGAGGAACAGUUCGACUCGCUCUGGCCGGCGAUCGUUCGGACCUACCAGCGCAGUGUAAAAGCGUCCAUCGGCAACUGA